AUGACCACCGAGCGAAAUGCCGAAGUGCAGCGGUUGCGCGCAUUCAUCGAUGCCAGGAAGCGUAGUAUUGAGACUGCUGAAAAGCACUACGAUGUUUUAAGCGCUGUAGCGGAGCUAUGUAAACUGGCUGCUCCCUUGGUCAGCCCUGAUCGUUUUUCGUCGACGUGGAAGGAUUUGUACGUGGAGCUCUUCUAUCGUGAGAUUGCAACAUUUUUGCUUAGUUUUGUGGCCGUCCACAUCGAGAUUUGCUUCUCAGAACAAGACCGGAAGCAGGCGUUCGACGUUUUUUUUGACCGCAAUGUUGUUCCUUCGAGCCGAGUGAUUGGCGCACUAACAGCGACACUAUCUACAAUUAAGGCAAAAGAUGAUGCAACCGAUGAAACGGCGGGAAAAGAUGCAGAAGUUUCAAUGAUGCAGUGUGUCCGGCUGCUGGAGAAAGCUAUUGUUGCCGGCGGCGUAGAAGUCGCCGUGACAGAAAUGCUGGUGCAAGAGGAGAAAUUGGCCGCAGGCAGCGUGAAGAAUACAACCAGCCUCCAGGUGCUCGUUUUGCAGCUUUCGUCGUUGCCAGACAUCAUCUUUAAUCGCCGCCAGCGUAAUACCCCAGCGGCCUUUCGCCCUCACCAAUAUUUUUCGUUGCUCUGCGAUGGGUUGUUACACAGUCUUUUGAUGCAAAAGACAAGCGCUAGUCAAUCGUGCACCUUCCAAAUGUUUGCGAACAAGCUGGUACGCAUCGGCCAAGCCCAAGCACUUGUCCAGAGCUGGUUGCGCUCCAUCGAAACUGUAUCGGAUACAAAGAUGAACCGCACAUUAUUUCAAAGUCUUCCCGUAUCAUGCUACGAGCAAAUUCUUGUCCAAAUUGCAAACGAAAAGGUUCCGUGCUUUUUAAGCACACAACAAGCGCUUCUUCACCCAAAAUACCAGCUUCUUGCCCAAGUCCCUCCAGCAAUGUGUUCGAACAAGCAGUUUCAAUAUGUUGUCACGCACAAGCUGCUCCUUCAAAAGCCGAUCGACGACUUUUACUUUUGGCGAGUACUCGUUGACGUUUUGGCGCGAUGUGACAGUGAUUCACUCCAAUCUCCGCUGGCAGCCGUAUUUGACGUAGUACUUGCACGUCUGCCCAAGGUUUCAGAAGUUCGUGGAGGGGCAGCAUUUAUGCAGCAAGAUUGGAUCACUAAGUUAUGCAAAGGGGUUCAAGACCACAUGAGUCAUUCUCAAGAGUUGGUACGAGCGCUAGGCAUGCGGGUGGGGGAGAGCCUAUCGCACAUAAUCGCAUCUGAAAAGCCACUAGAUUUUGGUCUUGAGAGUCAAGACCCUUUAGCAAUCUAUGGAUGUCCCAUGCUACCGGAAGAGCUUGAAAAGCGCAAUAUGAAACUUAAUUUCGGCACCGAAGAAACAUCUCGUGAGGUGCUGUUCACGACUGACAUGACUUGCAGCAAAGAGAACCAAUGUCGACAACAACAUAUGAGAAAGCACUCUGUUAAACCGUUCACACUUGACCCAGACGAGUUAGUGCUUAGUGACGAUCCAGAUGCCUCUGAAAGGGAUAGCAAAUUUGAAUUUACCUCCGAUAAUUCAGAUUCUGAUUCCAAUAUGAGCCUGAAAGCGUAUGACCUGCACGAUGAUGAAGAAGACUUGACAGCCAAGCGACCGAUGUAUUUAAAAGACCUAAUUGCGAGUCUUUUGUCAGAUGAUGAUCGCGAAAAAGUAGAAGCUGCUCUGAACGAGGCUGAGACACUACUACGUCGCCAACCACGCGACCUGAAUGACAAAGCAGACGAAGUUGUGAAGGCACUACUUCGACUUGAAGACAAGUACAGCACCCCCAUGUUUACCAAGCUGCGCUCACAGGCUCUCGCUACGGCCUGUGCAUUGGCGCCGACUCAAACUUUGCCGUACCUGAGCAGCCAGGCGCUGGAGCGCGAGCAGUUGCUACAGUCCCGCAUUGACGCGCUGCAAGCGAUGACCUCAGCCGCUCGAGAGUUAUCCGAGAGAGGUGGUGGCUAUCAGCGUUCCCAACAGCCCAAGACACUGCUCCAUGAAAGUGACUUGGGUACACGCACUGUACAGAGCUUGAAAACACGUCGUUGGGGUUAUCGACGCGAUCCGCUUGCGACUCCAAAACAAAAUGCCUUUGCGCCGCAUGCAUUGGAAUUUUUCUCACCGUUGUUAUUCGGGUAUGUCAAGUAUGUGCGAAAGCAUUCUGCACAUUCGGGCACCACCUCUGAAAGGUCUCGCAGCGAAGUCGAGCAAACGCUCCUGGCGCAUUUACUGCACGCUCUCGCUAGCUUUGUAGAAUGUAGUGGAAACGCGCCACGGACGAUGGCAAUGGCCAAGUGUCUGCUUGAAUUUAUCUGGACCGAGCGCGCCAACACUAAUGCCGAGGUGCGUCGUCAGGUGUUGUUCAGUCUGAGUCGCGUGCUACUAGUUGCGCCGCCAGCGCUGCUGUGGCAAGAGGCAGGUGAGAUACUUGCAGAGGUCGCACCGUGGCUGCGCCAGAUACAGAAGCGCGACCCGGAUGCUGGUUGUCGUGAAGCGGCGCAGCUGCUGAGCUCGUUCGCCUCAAUGCCAGGAGCGUUGCUGUCGUCUGAUUAA
Molecule: messenger RNA, 2592 nt
Organism: Peronospora belbahrii
Lineage: Eukaryota; Oomycota; Peronosporomycetes; Peronosporales; Peronosporaceae
Source: the annotation of a GenBank genome assembly